AUGAAACAACAUCUAGCUGGAACAAAGGGGGAUGUUGGUGCUUGUUUAAAAGUUCCUUUUGAUGUUCAAUACUCAAUGAGAGAAUCACUAAAAGACAUUGGGAUAAAGAAUAAAGAGAAGGCUGAUUCUAGUAAGUAUAAUACUCCUUACGGUGCUCCCGUACAUGGAUUUGAGGGAGAUAUGUUCAAUGAAGAUAGUGAAGAGUUUCGUCCAUCAGGAAUUCACAUAAAUGAAGGUAGGUUUGACAGUAAAAAACAAAGUACAAUGCUAGACAAAUCAAAAAGAAAUAAAUCUAUUGGGCCUUUGGUGGAUGCUAUAGCUGCAAUUGGAUCUGGGUAUAAACACCCAAAUUAUCAUGCUUUGCAUGCCAAUUUGUUAAGAGAUGCUAAGAAGGAAGUGUCAUUGAUCAAUUUUAUGGUGUAUUAUCCUAAGGGAGUUUGUUUUGUGAAAUCAGUUAAUGCUUCAGAUGUUGUAAAGGAUACUGGGACAUUGUUGAAGAUGUUUGAGGAGGUAGCUUUAUGGAUUGGACCAAAUAGUAUUGUCCAUUUUGUCUCAGACAAUGGAUCCAAUUAUAAAGCUAUUGGAAGCCUAGUUAGUAAAAACGCACUCAAAUCAAUAUGGUACGAAAAAAAAGAUAAAAUUUGGGAGCAUGUUGAGGAGCUCCAAGGGAAUAAAUGGAAAUGGAAAUUUUGUCAAAAAGUAUUUAGUGGUGGGGCUUACAGAAUUAAAGCACACUUGUCGGGAAUUACUGGCCAUGAUGUUGAGAUUUGUAGUAAAGUCAAUCAUGAGACACAAGCAUGCGCGUUCUUAGCUAUGUCUGGAAGUGGAAGUAACAAAAAAUUAAAAAGUUCAGCCGGUUCUUCUACUGCUUUAAACUCUAAUGAUCAUCAGGAGGAAACAGAUUCACCAUUUUCACCACUUUCUAAGGGUAGCCAAAGAUGUCAAAGUCAAGCAUCUUUACUAGAAAUGAAUAAGAAAAAAGAUAAGGAGUUUGUUGAUAAAAUGCUUGCUAAGUGUUUUAUGGUGAACAAUAUUGCUUUUAAUGUUGUUCAAACUGGUGCUUUUGGAGAAUUUGUCAAGGCAAUGGCUGAAUAUGGUGCAGCAUACAAGCUUCCAUCUUAUUCAACUCUUCGAACUAAGUUAAUUCCAGAAUCUAGAAAAGGUGUUGAUGAGUAUGUUGCUAUGGUGAAGCAUUCUUGGGAUACAUCUGGAUCUGGUUGCACUAUAAUGUCUGAUAUAUGGACUGAUAUAAGGCACCGAUCUUUCAUUAAUCUUGUGGCAUAUUCACCUGGCGGUGCAGUGUUUAUAAAAUCAUUAGAUGUUUCUCGAGAAAGAAAAACUGGGAUUUAUCUGAAAGAAAUUUUUGUUUCUGUGAUUGAAUCAAUUGGACAAGAACAUGUUGUGCAAUUCAUAACUGAUAAUGGUAGCAAUUUCACAUCUGCUGGUGACAUGCUCAUUGGAUUGUAUCCUCGAAUGUAUAAGACGAGGUGUGCUGCUCAUGGAAUUCAGCUUCUUUUGAAAGACAUAUAUGAAGAAGUUAAUUGGGUAAAAGUUGCCACAGAUGAAGCAAGAAUAAUAGUUAUGUUCAUGACACGGUACACAGUUCUUCAUGUAGCAAUGAAAGAGUUCACCAAAGAUAGACAAUUGAGACAACCUUAUGCCACAAGAUUUGCUUCAAAUUUUUUAAUGCUUCAAUCUGUGUUGGAUUUGGAGAAUGAAAUUCGACUCUUUGUUGCUUCAUCUGAAUUGAGGGGUUUUGAUUAUUGUAAGACCGAAUCAGGUAAAAGGGUCACUGAAAUUGUUUAG
Messenger RNA from Pistacia vera, 1806 nucleotides. RefSeq lists its product as uncharacterized. The coding region runs from base 1 to 1806 and encodes 601 amino acids. The record is from RefSeq and is a predicted model, not a curated record. The transcript has 4 exons. Lineage: Eukaryota; Viridiplantae; Streptophyta; Magnoliopsida; Sapindales; Anacardiaceae.